Messenger RNA from Didymodactylos carnosus, 500 nucleotides. The record is from the annotation of a GenBank genome assembly. NCBI's taxonomy places the organism in Eukaryota, Metazoa, Rotifera, Eurotatoria, Philodinida, Philodinidae.
ACCUUUUUUGCUUUCCUGACAACAUGUUUAUGUAUUAGUUAAAUUUUUGUAUUGUAAUACUAAAGUUUACUCUUUUCCAUUCAAAACUGCUGUUGUCGAAAUAAAAAUCAAAUCAAAUCAAAUCAGAUUUAAAAACUUAUUUUACAGUGGAAUAUAUUAGUUUUUGGAAAGGUUUGACAUCACGUAUAAUUGUUGUAACAAAAACAAUUAAAAAUAUGAUAAAGGUCAUGCAUUUAUUAGAUGCUAUUAAUUUAGAUUAUUUUAUUGUUAUUAAUAAAUUUAACGCUGUACCAUUAGACGAACGAGAAAUAAUGAAAGGAAGAAUAAAACAAGAAAUAGUUGAUAAUAAUGUUAAACUUGUUAAAAAUAUUUAUUUUGUUAAUGCAUUACACACAGAGCAAUUUCCAGAUUGGUCAAGAUUAGUUAUGGAUUUAAAUAUAACUAAUGAAAAUGUUACACCACAAGCAGAACAAAAGACAACAGAUAAAAAAGACCUAUGA